Papaver somniferum (opium poppy) is the source of this 2361-nucleotide messenger RNA. RefSeq lists its product as uncharacterized. The transcript has a single exon. The record is from RefSeq and is a predicted model, not a curated record. NCBI's taxonomy places the organism in Eukaryota, Viridiplantae, Streptophyta, Magnoliopsida, Ranunculales, Papaveraceae. Bases 1 to 2361 code for a protein of 786 amino acids.
AUGAGAUUGAAAGAGGUUGAAGAAGAUAUGGAUAAACUUAGAGGUGCUCAAGAUCAAAUUAAAUCGGUGCUAACGUAUAUACAUGGUAAAUUUGAUACGAUGAGUACCAAAUUUGAUACACUGCUGAAGCUAUUUGAGAAACAUCAAACUCAACCAAACCCUGAGAGAGACAUUGGUUCUCAUAAUGACACUUAUCUUGAUACUAAUUUCUUUCAUCACCCACCACUGUUUUUUCAUACUCCGCAUUACAGGAUUCCUAAAUUAGAUUUUCCAUGUUUCGAUGGUGAUAACCCCAGGGGAUGGAUUCAAAAGAGCGAAAGAUACUUUCACCUCAACAAUAUUGAGGAACGCCUGAAAGUGAAUAUUGCUGCAAUCUACUCGGAAGGUAAAGCUGAAAAAUGGUUUUUAAAUUUUCAAGUUAAUCGACCUCGUAUUACAUGGUCAGAUCUAGUUCUUCAUCUGUGUUCUCGAUUUGAAAAUCCUAUUGAAGAAAAUUUUAUGGGUAGUUUUAAUAAGAUUAUUCAAAGCUCAACUGUGGAUGAUUAUUAUGAGGAAUUUGAAUCUUUGAAAGCCUUAAUUCUUAACAUGAAUCCUUCUCUUACCGAGACUUAUUUUUUCAUGAGUUUCCUUAGUGGUCUCAAAGAGGAAAUUGGUAAAUCUGUUUCAAUGUUUCAAUCAGCUACACUUUCCGAGGCCUUUUUUCCAUCUAGACUACAAGAACAAAAAAUUAAUCUUGAUGCCUCAGCUACCAAACCAUUCACUAGAUCCUUUAUCAAUUCAUUUAUCUCAAAUAGGAAGUACUUAUCCCCAAAUUUUUCACUAAAGCCUAUUCUAACUUCACCAAAAUCUGCUCCUGCCACUCCAAAGUUCCUUGUCACUCCCACUUCCAAAACCACCAAUACUUCUCCAACAAUUGAACGCCAAUCUCAUGAAGAAAUGAAUAGAAGAAGAGCACAGGGGUUGUGCUAUAACUGUGAUGAGGUAUAUAAGAAGGGAUACUUUUGUAAAGGGAAACAGAAGAUUUUUAUGCUUCAAGUUGAAAAUAUUGACUCUAUAGAAACUGAAGAGGAGGAGGAAGUUUUUGAGGAAGCAAUUGAGUCACCAGUCCAAUCUGAUAUAGAGGUAUCUUUACAUGCCCUCACUGGCAGUGCUACUGGUGACACCAUCAGGAUUCCAUGUCUACUUCUUCAAAGAAAGGUAUCCAUUCUCAUUGAUUCUGGUAGUACCACAAGUUUUAUUGAUAGAACAUUAGCUUCUUCUCUUAAAUGUCCCAUUGAGCAAACUCCUUCCAUGUUGGUCACAGUUUCCAAUGGUGACCAAACUGUCAGCACUGGGAUAUGUUCUAACCUCCAGUGGAGUAUGCAGGGAUACGCCUUUGUUGAAAAUUUAAGACUGUUACCAUUGGGUGGGUGUGAUAUUGUACUAGGUGCUGAUUGGUUGAGGACCUUAGGUGAUUUUCUCUUCAAUUUUUCAAAGUUGACCAUUUCUUUCAAGUACCAUAACAAGAACGUUACCAUACAAGGUAUUUCUCCAUCUUCUUCAUCACUUAUGGUUAAUGGAGAGUCGGUUAAGAAAAUUUUUUCAACAACUUCUCAUGGCAUUGUGGGCCAUUUGUUCUCCAUCUCCUUAACACCUACCCUACCAGAUGCUCCUGUCAUUCUCCAACCCUUGUUACAUGAUUUUCAGGACAUAUUUCAAGAACCCACCAAACUUCCACCUCAGAGAAGUUUGGAUCACAAAAUUCCUCUACAACCCCUUUCUACACCUGUUAAUCAAAGAUCUUAUAAAUUCCCAAAUCUCCAGAAAGGUGUAGUUGAACAAUUGGUCAAAGAAAUGCUCCAAGAUGGAAUCAUUCAACCUAGUCACAGCCCAUUAGCUUCCCCAAUACUUCUUGUUAGAAAGAAAGAUGGUUCUUGGAGAUUUUAUGUGGAUUAUAGAAAGUUAAACAGUAUCAUUAUAAAAGAUAAGUUUCCAAUCCCUAUUGUUGAUGAAUUAUUGGAUGAGUUGAAAGGGUCUACAUUUUUCUCAAAGAUUGAUCCCAGGGAAGGGUAUCAUCAAAUCAGAGUCAGUGACAGAGACAUCUUUAAGAUAGCAUUCAGAACUCAUCAUGGACAUUAUGAGUUCAAAGUUAUGCCAUUUGGCCUUACAAAUGCUCCUGCUACAUUCCAGGCUCUCAUGAAUGAUAUUUUUCAACCAUUUCUGAGGAAAUUUGUUCUAGUUUUUUUUUGUUUUGAUGAUAUACUUAUUUACAGCCACAACAUGGAUGAGCAUUUGGAGCAUCUCACAAUUGUUUUUGGCUUGUUGAGGCAACACCAGCUCUUUUGCCACAUGUCUAAUGUUGUUUUGGACAACAUUCAUUAG